AUGGUGGACCUACCUCCUCCUGUCCAAGGGCCAACUGCAAAGGAGAAGAAGUACGACCGACAGCUGCGUCUGUGGGGAGCUACCGGCCAGCUUGCGCUCGAGAAUUCGCACAUCCUUCUUAUUAACAACGGUCCUGGUGUUGUUGGCAUCGAAACCCUGAAGAAUCUCGUCCUGCCCGGCAUAGGCCAGUUCACCAUUCAAGACUCUGCCCUCGUCACCGAGGCAGAUCUGGGCGUGAACUUCUUCUUGGAGGACCAGCAUCUUGGCGGUUUCCGCGCCGAGCACACCUGUAACUUGCUGAAGGAACUGAACCCGGACGUGGACGGCCAUUUCAUUACAGAGCCCAUCGAAUCGUGGCUGGUCCAACCAGACGCUCUACGACCGUAUACACUCAUCAUCGCGACUGCUCCUGUGCGACCCGAGCUACUUGAAAAGCUCUCCGUUCAUGCAAGCGCUGCGCUGAUUCCGCUCUUCUACGUCCACUCGAUUGGCUUCUACUCGCAUUUUUCAGUACACCUACCGCCCGCUUUCCCCAUCGUCGAUACACAUCCUGGUCCUGAGACCGUGACAGAUCUACGGCUACUGAAGCCAUGGCCUGAGCUGCUUCGGUUUGCAGAGGAGAAGACAUCAGAGCUGGAGAGCAUGAGCCCUGACGAUCACGGGCAUGUACCAUACCUUGCGUUGCUGCUGCACUACCUUGAAGAGUGGAAAAAGACGCACAAUGGGGAGGUGCCACAGAACUAUAAAGAGAAGACAGAGUUCCGAACAGUAGUAUCACAAGCUGCAAGGACCGACAACCCAGAAGGUGGGGAGGAGAACUAUGAUGAAGCUGUGGCUGCUGUACUCAAAUCGUUGAACCCUCCACAAGCCAGCAGUUCAGUCAAAGAGGUCUUUACUGCGCCAGAGUGUAUACUUAUCCGCGAGGACUCGUCUACUUUCUGGGUCAUCGCAAAUGCUAUCGGGCUGUUCUAUACAAAGUACGGUGUGCUUCCGGUGCCGGGAUCUGUGCCGGAUAUGAAGGCUCGCUCGAAGGACUACAUCCAGCUUCAGAACGUCUACAAGUCGAAAGCAAGGAAAGACCUUGCGGAGGUACUGGAGAGUGUACGAUUCUUGGAAAGGAGCGUGGGUCGAAGCACCUCCAUCGAGGAGAAGGACGUUGAGGCAUUCUGCAAGAAUGCUGCACACAUCAAGCUAGUACGUGGAAGACCAUUCCACGUGGUGCAAGCUGGUAAAAACGUCAAAUGGGGCGAUAGGGCCAGAUCUCUCGCACAGGAGCUCACUUUCCCGGACUCCUUGAUCCCCUUAUAUAUGGUUUUUCUGGCUUGGGAUGCGUUCGCAGCGACACACGACAAGGAUGGCCUGGGUGGAGCGUCGCAAGUACCGGGCGAGACCGACGCAGAUAGCGAUGCGGACAAGCUUACUGGGAUUGCUCUCACGAUCAUGGACGACCUGAUCAAGGAAGCCAGCACUCGCAUUGAGGACCCUGAUUACUCCACGAUCAAAGCGCAGGUCGGAAAGUAUGCUCAAGAGUUUGCCCGAGCAGGCGGAGCUGAGCUGCACAACAUGGCUGCUCUCACUGGUGGCAUUGUGUCCCAGGAGAUCAUCAAGUCUGUCACAGAGCAGUACAUCCCUGUCGAUAAUACGUGCGUAUUCGACGGUGUUACGAGCAAGAGUGCCGUCUUCAAGGUCUGA
Molecule: messenger RNA, 1692 nt
Organism: Ascochyta rabiei
Lineage: Eukaryota; Fungi; Ascomycota; Dothideomycetes; Pleosporales; Didymellaceae
Exons: 5
Coding region: 1-1692 (563 amino acids)
Biological process (GO): protein neddylation
Cellular component (GO): cytoplasm
Molecular function (GO): NEDD8 activating enzyme activity
Source: RefSeq, a predicted model, not a curated record